UUGGCUGAGAAGAAGAAAAAAGGGAUGUCUUCCCAAGAGCUGUUAAGAGAUGACUUGAACCUCAAUAGCAACUUGGCUGAUGAAGACAAUUGGUACAUAUAUGAACCAAUAGGAAGCUCCAACGACAUAGCUUCCGACGGUAUUGCUGAUUGCCAACUUACUAUCCCUUUCGAUCUCUAUCAUUCCUGCAUGGCUCCAAUUUCAUUAGUCAUCCUCUUGAUUCUCUCGCUGCUGGUGAAAAGGAAGAAAUGCUACCCAAAUUGCUGGAAUGGAGCACCUGGACUGUUGAGCCCUGUGAAUUUCUUGGAAGAAGUGCAGAACAAAGGAUUGGCCAUUGUGGUUUUUGGCAUUCUCUUCUCUUCAUUAUGCGUGCUGAUGCUGGAUAAUAACCCCCUGCCUUUCAUCUCCAACUCCUCAAUACAGAACCGAGAAUACUGGAAGAUGCUGGCCUUACUCUAUUAUCCUGCCUUCUACUAUCCCUUACUUGCAUGUGCGACUGUCCGGCACCGAGUUGGGUACCUCCUUGGCUGCCUGCUGUCCUGGUGCCACUGUGUGCUCUCUGUCUGGCAGAAGGUGGAAUGCCCUCAGUCACCCAAGAUUUAUAGAUAUUAUUCCCUGCUUUCUUACCUUCCCAUCAUUCUGUGCCUUGCCAUGCUGAGCCUUUGGUAUCCUAUGAAACUGGUUGAGAGCUUCAAAGGGAAUGCCAAGACGGGGGCGGAAAAGGUUCCAGGCAGUAGCUAUUAUCAAGAAUAUCUGAAGCACAUCCUGGCUAAAAGAACACCGAAGAAAAGCCCCAGUGGAGUGAAGCUAAGCAUGCUUUCAAGUCUCCGGUCUUACCUGCGUUCAUUUGUAUACACACCCCAGGAAGGCUUCCAGAUCCCACUGAAGCUGGCCCUCUCUCUAGCCAUGGCUGUGAUAGCUGUCUACCAGGUGGCCCUUCUUCUACUUGCAUCAUUCAUCCCCAACAUCCAAAUCAUAAGAUAUGGGAUGACAAAAGAAAUGACAGCCCUCUUUGUCCAGUUUGGCAUAAUCCCCUCUGAAAAACCUGCCAGUGUCCCUGGAGACAAAGAGGUGGCAACAGCUAAGCACUACAUCUGGUCACUGGAAGUGUGCUUCAUCUCUUCCCUGGUCCUCUCCUGCUUGUUGACUUUCUGCAUGUUAAUGAAGUCCCUGGGAAACCACAGGACUAAUCUCCAGUGUCUCUACCGAGGGGCUGUUGAAAAUGUUUUCUAUCGUUCCUGUAAACUCCAGCCUUCCCAGCAGUCUCUCAUAUGCUGGAUGUAUUUUGUGGGUUUCCAGAUAUCAUUUGCCUGCCUAGCUCUGCUCAUCCAACAUGUUGUCUUCUUCAUUUGCAUCAUGAGUUUUACUUUCCUGAUAGCUAUCCCGCUGCAGUCUGGCACCAACAUGCAUCUUUUCAAAAUUGUGGUGAACAUGUGGCCCUUCUGGCUGACCCUGGGGGUUUCUGGGAUUGCCCAGAACCUGCUGGCUCACUACUACUUUCUGGAGCGGGACCAUCUUCCCAGAGAGCUGACCAACAGGCGAGCCCUUUACAUUGUGACAUACAUGUUUUUCCCCAUCAACGUGCUCCUGGGCUUAUUGGCAGGGAUCUGGAGGAUGGUGGUGUCGAUGCUUUAUAACGUCAUUCAUUUCUGCCAGCUGGAUGGGAGUCUCCUGAGCCGUGGCGUCGAGGGCUUUGAUCCAGGCUACCGCACUUACUGCCAAUAUUUGAAAAUUGAGGUCAGCCAAUCCCACCCAGUAAUGAGAGCCUUUUGCCUCUUGCUUCUCCAUCGGCAUGGCCCCCCAAAGAUGCAGAGCCACCCAUCCAGAGAUGCAGAAGCAGGAAUCAAGCUCAUGAAGACCACAGGUUCGGCACCUAAAGCAUCAAAGGGCCAACAGAACCGGGUCCGAUGGGGCCUGGCGUAUACCCUCCUCAACAACCCUUCCCUGGUGCCCUACCGAAAAGGGGCCCUUGUGGAUGCCACAGCUAACGGGACAAAAGCCAGCAUCACAAAGCCUUGAUGGAACUAGCAGGGUUUCUUGGAAGCCAUGAAUGCCCAUCACUGGAUGAUGGAUGGAUUCCACCAUGAGUUUUCAUCUGGGGUUCUUCAACUUCUUCCCCAUGCCUCUCUCAGGCCUAUGCAUCCACCCUGACCUGUUUGUAGACUUAGAAGAUGACAGAGGCUUAGUUGCCCUCCCUUCAUUUCCCCACCCCACCCUCCAGACAAACAGUCCUUGAUGGGCAUGAAGCACAAGCAAGCCUCUGAACUGACCCCCAACUGGUCUUUUUCUGUCUAUAACAAGAUGUUCCUUAGCAUGUGCCCUCCUCUUUUUUUUUAAUAUGGGAAACCUGGCACUGCUGCCCUUCAACUUUCUCAGGUUUCCAGGCCUCCUGAAGUGAAGGGCACAUCCUAAAUCUUGGAGGCUCACUUUUAGGAAGAAAGAAAGCCAAUGUUGCAGGUUUACAAGUCUGGGUUAAAAGCAGCACAGGGACUGGAGCAGUCCCAAAAUAGGGAUGUGAGGGCUUUGCAAAUGUGAGUAAUGGGUUCUUUUUGAAUGUUGGGAUGGGUGGUGUGUGAGAGGGAGAAUUUAUAUAAAUGCAUUGACAGACUGCCUUAUCUUGUUCAGUCUUUUGAAUUCCCACUUACACUGUUUCAGGCUGUCUGGAUGUUUAACAGCACUGUUGCCAUUUCUCAAUGGGAUU
Molecule: messenger RNA, 2701 nt
Organism: Candoia aspera
Lineage: Eukaryota; Metazoa; Chordata; Lepidosauria; Squamata; Candoiidae
Gene: STRA6
Product: signaling receptor and transporter of retinol STRA6
Exons: 17
Coding region: 25-2019 (664 amino acids)
Biological process (GO): vitamin A import into cell
Cellular component (GO): plasma membrane
Molecular function (GO): retinol transmembrane transporter activity; signaling receptor activity
Source: RefSeq, a predicted model, not a curated record